AGAAAUCAAUCUAUCUCAGAACUUGUGCCUGCCUCCCACAAUAAAUCUCCCCAUCAAACUUGUUCUAUAAAUUUCGCUCAUUCUUCUUCCCAAAAAUCUAUCUUAAACUAAAACUUCUUGAAUAUCCAUUCAAUCCAUGGCUGCACCACUUUCUUCUUCAACCCUAACUAUCUCAAUCCUCUUAUUCAUCUGUUUCCUAUCAUCAUCAUCCUCUGUCGAUGCUCUUGGAGGAAAAAAAUUGGUAGGAGGAAAAACUGAAAUCAAAGAUGUCAAAACAAACCAAGUAGUACAAGAUUUGGGAAAAUAUUCAGUUACUCAGUACAAUCUGAAAUUCAAGAAAGGAGACAAAGGAUCUUUGACGUUUAAAGAAGUUGUUAAAGCACAGAGUCAAGUUGUUGCAGGGAUUCAGUACUUUUUGAAGGUUUCUGCAAUUCAGAAUGGUAAACCUAAAUUGUAUGAUGCUGUUGUUGUUGUAAAAUCUUGGCAGAAACCUUCGAAUUUGCUUGUUAGUUUUAAUCCUUCUUCUAAUUAGACUUAUAGUUAGGGAUUUCAGGGUUUGAAUUUCAUGUACUUGGGUAUGUUAGAUGUUUAAAACUAUAAUUAUUAUGAGUUAUUAAUAAAAUCCGUAAGAUUUGUUUGUUUUUCUCGAA
Molecule: messenger RNA, 650 nt
Organism: Papaver somniferum (opium poppy)
Lineage: Eukaryota; Viridiplantae; Streptophyta; Magnoliopsida; Ranunculales; Papaveraceae
Product: cysteine proteinase inhibitor B-like
Exons: 1
Coding region: 137-532 (131 amino acids)
Molecular function (GO): cysteine-type endopeptidase inhibitor activity
Source: RefSeq, a predicted model, not a curated record